Molecule: messenger RNA, 1341 nt
Organism: Drosophila innubila
Lineage: Eukaryota; Metazoa; Arthropoda; Insecta; Diptera; Drosophilidae
Product: trimeric intracellular cation channel type 1B.2
Exons: 2
Coding region: 124-939 (271 amino acids)
Biological process (GO): potassium ion transmembrane transport
Cellular component (GO): membrane
Molecular function (GO): identical protein binding; potassium channel activity
Source: RefSeq, a predicted model, not a curated record
UCCAAUUUAUUUUUUUAAAUUAAGUAAACAAUUUGUAAAUUGUCUCGAAAUUCAAGUGAGCUCAAACAAAUCAAAAGCAAGUCUAAGAAAAACGCACUUGUGUGGCUGGAAAAGGAGAAGACAAUGAACUUGCCCAACAUUCUGCAGCAAUUCUCCAAUCACAUAAUCUUUCAAACACUGCACUACACAUUCAUUGCCAUGCAGUUGAGAGAGGAGUUGGCCAAGACAUCAACAACGGCAGCCAGAAGUUGGCAACCCUUUGUGCUCUGGCUAAAUCAUGUGAUGCUGACCUAUGCAGGUGACAUAUUGGUUAAUCUGUUGCUCGGCAAAUUGCCACUUGAGCCGCUCGGUAAUGUCCAGGAGAUGCUGAUGUGUACGGCCUCGUGGUAUCUCAUCUUUUACAGUCCCUGCGAUUGUGCCUUCGUGGUGGCACGUUGUGUGGCAUUCCGCAUGCUAUCAGCACCCAUUACGGCCAUCAGUCAGGUGGUGCACAUCGACAAGGCCAUCCAGCUGGCAGGCAGAAUGUAUGGCCAUAAUGCUCUGGUGCCCAUCUUGAUAAUUGGCACUGUGGUUGGAAGUGGUGCCGAGUUCCUUAAACCAAUUGCUGCUCUACUCAUCAAUCGUUGCCAAUUGUCAAAUGCCGCUUAUGUGAAGCUGAGCACAAACUCCAAAGUAUCGUUCUGCAUCUCCGGCCUGUACUUGCUCCAAUUGCAUCAAAGUCAACGACUUGGACUCAGUCGACGGCAAGUUCAUAUCUAUGCUCUGAUAAUACUCAUCUGUUUCAAGUAUCUGGCAAUGGCUGCUCGCUUGGAUCAUCACAUCUGGAGUUUGGAGCAACGUUUGUGCUAUGUUCUAUUUGGUGGCCUCUAUGCAGAUUUGGCCAAGUUUUUCAAACGUCUAACGUCCAAAAAGAACGUGUCGUUUUCAAAAUUUGAUUGAACCUGCAUAGCUAAAGUAAACAUUGCAUAACAUUGCAUAGCAAAAGAACUGGAGACCUGAGCUAUGGCUACUAAGCGGCUUAACUUGAAACCCCAUCCAGUAGCCCUAUCAAUUCCAUUGGCAGAUGCUUCGCCUGAAUUGAUUUCCGCCCAGCGAGCGAUAGCUCCGAUUACAUAAGGUGCCACAAGAGCCACGAGCUGAGUCAAUCGUUAAGAGGAUUACAUCUGUAUGUAUGUACACAUGUACAAGGAGUACACGCAUCACAUAUCCCAGGAGUAGUUGGCAUCGAUAACGCUUCUUAAUUAAUACUCCGUGUGUUGGUUGUGCUCGUUACGCCGCGAAUUGCGCAUUUUAAAAUGUGCAGCAAUUCGUAUUAAAUAUAUAUACAAAUUUCCUUUUAAA